AUGCAGCGGUCCCUUCCAACAUUACAGACAGAGCUAUUACUUCAAAUCCUCCUUCAUCUCGCCCGUGAUGACGUCUUAAAGCCAACACGAACUUGCAGGGCUCUCAAUGCCGUCGUUUUCUCGGUUUCCUUUCAGCAGAACGGCCUAGCGCUCGAGAAGAAUGCAACAUUUCCGGCCGACGAUUCAGAGCCUGCCCCUCCGCCUCACGAGGUAUUGAGCAUGGCUAGGCAGUCCUUCUCGUUCGGACACCAGCUACGAAACAUGUCUCUACGAAUGACUCAGUCGGGCGUACGCGAACUCCUACAAGCCGUAGAUGACCUGAGAACCAUUUUCCAUCUCUCAUCAAGGCUUGACGACGUUCGACUUGCGUUUAAGAUAGAAGCGCCGGUGUGUGUGACCCUGUCGACUGCGAGGGAUUUAAGACUCACCUCGGAGAAGUGGAAGUCCGAGUUUUGUUCAUUGUUUACUUCGAUCGUGAGCAAGGGAUGUUGGAUGCUGGAGAUUGGGACAGGGCAGCAGAUGACUGACAUCGACCUGAGGGUCUUCCAUUCUGGGCGAGUAACAUCUAAAAACCAGACAAGCGCACCAUCUAGCAAACUCAGCGCCUGGUUCAAGGGUCUUUCGAUUAAAAAGAAGGCGCCAAAAAGCCAUACCACCUCAUCCAUUCCACGGCUUCCACCCAAAUCUCUGGCACCAGUGCCGCCCAUCCAUUCUUACUCGAUGACCCUUCGCCUAACCUCAGACGUGCUCUUGCAAAUCUUGUUCCUUGAUUGGAUGAUAUCACUACUGUGCGAAAGUGCCUCCACUCUCACUGAACUCGCGUGGCUGCUGCCUGGCGCACUGCCCAGGCGAGCCAUCGGACGAGGCUGGCCACGACAGCGGAUAAGCGCUUCCAGCCAGUAUCAAGACUGUUUCCCUCCACCUCUCUCCUUCAGUGACAAACCCCGGAUGGAAUGGUUUGCGCGGAAGGUGGUUGAGGCCCUGUUUCCUCAUGGGGUCGUACUGCAGAUCUUCCAGCCUGAGAGGCCUCUAUGGCGAAGUGAGGAAGCGCAGAGGGAGUUGAUUGUAGAGGUUGUCACUAGAAGAAUCCCAAUGUAA
This is a messenger RNA of Coprinopsis cinerea okayama7#130, 1098 nucleotides long. RefSeq lists its product as hypothetical. The record is from RefSeq and is a predicted model, not a curated record. Lineage: Eukaryota; Fungi; Basidiomycota; Agaricomycetes; Agaricales; Psathyrellaceae. Bases 1 to 1098 code for a protein of 365 amino acids. The transcript has 3 exons.